AUGGAAACGGAGUUCAAAUCUAUAAAACGUGGAUUUAUACCUAAAGUGUAUAAAGCAACCCACAGGUUUCUAUGGAAGGUCAUAUCUCUUCAUAGAAAUGUCCUCUUGAAUUUCAUUAGCCUUAUUGAAGAGAGACGACUCAAUACUUCUAAAAUUAAAAAAAAAUUUGAAUUAAUAAAAUACUACAAAAUUAGUCUAUUAACAUUUAAAGGACCAGAUUAA
This is a messenger RNA of Nezara viridula (southern green stink bug), 222 nucleotides long. NCBI's taxonomy places the organism in Eukaryota, Metazoa, Arthropoda, Insecta, Hemiptera, Pentatomidae. The record is from the annotation of a GenBank genome assembly.